Porites evermanni is the source of this 860-nucleotide messenger RNA. The record is from the annotation of a GenBank genome assembly. NCBI's taxonomy places the organism in Eukaryota, Metazoa, Cnidaria, Anthozoa, Scleractinia, Poritidae.
GUGAGGGUUGCGGUGGCCGUGGAGGGUGUGUUGGUUGUGCUGAUAGUGUUGGUUGUCGAGGGUGUGUUGACUGUGGAGCUUGUGUUGGUUGUGGAGGUUGUGUUAGUUGUCGAGGUUGUUAGGGUUGUGCUGGUUGUAAUGGUUGUGAAGGGUGGUGGUUGUUUUGAUUAUGGAGAUUGUCUGGUUGUGGAUUGUGAGGGUUAUGUUGCUUGUAAUGGUAGUGGAGGGUUUGUGGAGUUUGUAAAAGUUGUGCUGGUUGUGUUGGUUAUGGAGGGUGUGUUGUUUGUGGUGUGUGUGUUUUAUUUGUACAGGGUGAGUUGGUGGUUGUGAGAUUAUGCUGGUUAUGGUGGUAAUGUGGGAAUUGUGGUUUUUGUUUUGGUUGGAGAGGUUUUGAAACUUGUGAUUAUAGUUGUCGAGGUUUUGGUGGUUGUGAGGGUUGGGUUAGUCGGCUGGGUGUGCUGAUUGUGGAGGUUGGGAGGGUUGAGGUCCUUGUGGUGGUUGUGAGGACCAAGGUGGUUUUAUACAAUUAUGUGAAUGCUACACGCCCUGUGAUUGGUCGUUGCCCAUAUCUAUUAGAGUACAGAUACAUGGAUAAUGGUUUCUUUGUUUUUGUUCAACAUGGCUCGCGGUUUUGAAAACGUUUUGUGGGAUUAUUUCGGCUUAAGCAAGUAAUUGCUUUGAAAAAAGUUAAGCAAGAGCUAUUUACAAAGAAGAAAAAUGGAGAAACAAAGACAAAAAGAGCUCUUGAAUACUUGAGAAUGUCCAAAGUACAAGAAAUCUUCACAACAGUUGCCAUCAGGUGUCAUCGCUAUGAAAGACUCGCUGUUUCGCAAAAUGGUUUCGCCAUUAUCCCGCUGUAA